Messenger RNA from Acyrthosiphon pisum (pea aphid), 1645 nucleotides. RefSeq lists its product as uncharacterized. The transcript is spliced from 9 exons. Lineage: Eukaryota; Metazoa; Arthropoda; Insecta; Hemiptera; Aphididae. The coding region runs from base 1 to 1341 and encodes 446 amino acids. Gene Ontology annotation, molecular function: nucleic acid binding. The record is from RefSeq and is a predicted model, not a curated record.
AUGCCGUGUCCUGCUCCUUGUUGUGCGUACAUCAUAUUAUCAGGUUUAUCAUUGAAAACAUCGGAAGGAUACAGCAUACCGGAAGAACUCAUCUGUGCCGCAGUCAUAAAAGGUAUUUCCGGUUUUUCUGUGAAACUCAAGGGCCAAUUCCAUUUGAGCACUGCAACGUUAGAUUUUCUCGGAUCCACUACCAUUUGUGGAGAAUGGACUGAGAACGAUAUUAUCUCCGAUACAUUGGACGAAGAUAACGAAGAAGAAAUUGAAGGCCAACAAAUACAAUCCACCAUUACAAAUAAAGAAGCGACACUUGCAUUAGAAACAUUACGUAAAUAUAUUGAAGGCAAUGAAGGUAUGGAAGAUUUAUUUAAACCACUAGGUAUUUUAGAAAAUAGAAUUGAGAACAAUGUUGGUAAAAAACAAGUACUAUCUAUAAUGAGUUUCGACACAUCAUGGGACGUUGCUGUAUGUAAAAAUGUCUUCGAAACUUUGGAUCAAUGGCAAUUUAGGGAAGCAUUUUUGAUGGUUAAUAAACAUAAAUACCCUAGAGAUCAAUUAUUGGUUUUCUCUGAUAUUUUUAUGAAUAUUGAAUUUAAGAAUUGCAGGUAUUCAAAGCUGACCAGAGACCUUAUUGAAAGUCUAUCAAAAAGUUUUGUUGCUCAUUUGAGAACUAUACUCAAUUUACCUAAAAUCAGUGCAACCAAUGCUGCUGAAUCUGAAGAUAAUGGAAACGCUCACAAAGAAACACCAUGGGAUCAGAACUAUAUAUUACCAAGUUUUAUGUUGUUGGUCAAUAACCAUAUACGUCAAAAUCAAUAUGAAAUUCUUAAACAGUCGUGUAGUUUUAGCGGAAUACCAAGACCAGAAAUAAAAAAUGAACAUAUUAGUGAAGAUCAUUUUCGAGCUAGAUUGUACAUCCAAGAUAAAUUGAUAGCAGUUGGAGAUGCAGAUGAAAAAGAAUUUGCUUCUUCGUAUGCAUGGAAUAAUGUGAAAGAAUAUAAUCAACCUCCAACUACAUUGUUAGAUGUUAUGGAUGAUUCAAGAAUUGAUACUUCUAACUACUUAAUGCAUCAUAGUAAAAUAUCCGAAAACAAAGUCGGUAAUAUGAUUUUGAAAAAAAUGGGUUGGAAAGAAGGUGAUGGAUUAGGAAAGUAUAACCAAGGAGUCACAAUAUCACCAAUAGAAACUAUUCAUUUUAAAAAAAGAUUUGGACUGGAUAUGGCAAAUUAUGACACUAAUACUAAUAUUAAUAGAACACACUUGAUAGACUUUAAUAUACAAGUCGAGAAAUACGUAAUGAUGUUUUUAUAUGGUCCAAAAAAAAAGAAUUUCAUUUGCAACUGAGUUCACGAAGGAUGAGCGUAAAAUUAUUCACUCCAUUUGUACAGAAGUUGGCAUAUGGACCAAAACUUAUGAAAAAAAGGGAAACAAGCGGCAACUUACGAUAGUCAAAAAUCAAACUCCACAGGAAAUUUUUGAUGAACUCAGUAAUUGCAGCAACUUUGAAAAUGAAUACUACAUAUUAGUACAGCCACCCUUGGAAUCUAAUAAUUAACAAUGCAAUAUGGAAUUAUAAAUCUGGGUUUUUUUUUUUUAAUUAUAUAGAUUUAAAUUGAUACAAUAUUACAAUUGAUGGUGCUUUAUUUUA